Molecule: messenger RNA, 6851 nt
Organism: Culex pipiens pallens (northern house mosquito)
Lineage: Eukaryota; Metazoa; Arthropoda; Insecta; Diptera; Culicidae
Gene: Nup153
Product: nuclear pore complex protein Nup153
Exons: 8
Coding region: 566-6073 (1835 amino acids)
Biological process (GO): RNA export from nucleus; protein import into nucleus
Cellular component (GO): nuclear pore
Molecular function (GO): structural constituent of nuclear pore
Source: RefSeq, a predicted model, not a curated record
CUUGCUGCUUCAAAUCGAACCAAGAAGUCGUCGCGUGUGCGUGUGUGACCAGAGCAGCUAGUGGAAGGAAGAAAAAAAAAACUUCUGGAAAUCGGUGGCGCUUUUGGCCACCUCCAAAAGUGCGUGAUUCCGGAUCGCGAGUGUCCCCGCGGGUAGCACGCGGCCUUGGAGCGUACUUUGCACCGGCCGUGGUGGCGUUUUCAGCGCCGGCAGGUUCCUCCUUUUAGGCCAAGCAUCAGCGCGCAGCAGACCAGGAAGAAGAAGAAGAAGGUUGAGCUCUCGGAGUGAAAUUCGCGUGUGGCCGCGGUUGUGGGCCGCGCGCGCUUUAUCGAGGCGAAAAAGUGGUUCCCGCAGCGGGAAGUGUGACCUGUUUCUCCCCUUGGAAAAUGUCCGCGGAAGGACAACGACGGUGAAGUGAAGAGUUUUUGUGUUGUGGCCACUUUUUUCGGAAAGCGCGAGGGAGGGAAGGGAAGAAGAAAAAGUCACACGCGCCAUCCGAGGAGGCCUCGAAGUUUUUGGUGAAGUGAUUCCUGAUUUUAACGAGCCAGGCCAAGGUGUCGACCCGAUGUUUCAAGGUUCCGGCAGUCGGUCACCAGCGAUGGCCACGACGGCGGCAGCAGCAGCAUCCGUGCUCAACACCAGCACCGACAGCAACCCAGACGAUGACCCCAACAAUACUCUCCAACAUCCAUCAACACCACCACCAUCCGACACCAACCGCACCUUUCUGCUUCUGUUUCCGCAGUCCAUCAUCCGGAAGGUGCGCUCGCGCGUCUCCAGCAUCAUCCCGGACGCCCUGUCCAAGUGGUUCUCGCCGUCGGCGGUGAAGCGCCCCCGCGAAACGGCCGAAUCGUUGUCCUCGUCCAGUUCUCCGCCUCCCGUGGCCGUAGCAGGUCGCAACGGGAACCUGCUGCGACAGCUGGAGGAACAACAACAGGAAGAAGAGGAGGACGAGGAUGAGGCGCCGCCGACCAGGAAGAAAAAGCGGGUCGAGGAGAGAUUUAACACAUCGCUCGGUGAUUUUAACGACGAUUUGAGUGCCCUGCCGGGCCCGAGCGGCCUCAACAUCUCGGCCAUCGACCGGCGCAGCUCGCUGCCGAUGAGUGCGACGGUUCCGAGGGGUCGGAGUGCGUUCUCUUCGUCGACGCCGUCGACGUCUCCGCAGCAGCAUCAGCCAAGUUCCCAAGGUGGGAUGUUCCAGCGGCAGCAGCUUCAGCAGAGAAUAAGCCACGCGAACCGUGCGACGGCGCCGUACAAUUUUGGAGCCGCGACGGCCGCAGAUCCAAUCGAUGAAGAAGUGGCGGAGGUCGACGACGAGUCGGGAUUUUCCAACUCGAUCCGGCAGCGGCGUAGCAUUCGGGAGGUGAGCGGCCGGAAGAGGUUGAAUAUUCCGCAGACGGUGGCGCCCGCAGGGGUGGACCGGUCGAUUUCGGAACCGCCUGCGGCGCCGAUCUUUGGCACGCGGAGUACGGUUUUUGGACGUUCCGUGGCGCUGCCGCAGCAAAGUAGCAACGAGGAUUUGAGGCAGGAGGAUGCCGAAAGAGGAGGACUGCUCUCGAACGGGAAUGUCAACGAGAGUGCUUCGGAGAGUAGCAGCGUAUCGAAUUUGAAUCUGAGCCAGUCGGACCAGAUUGAGGCGGGGGGAAGUCGGAGGUUGUCCGGAUUUAUGGGCAACGUGAGCCGGAGCAAGCGGCUCAAGGUGGGAGGUUCGACUGGAGAUUUGUGCUUCUCGUCGCAUCUGGAAACGGAAAAGAGUCUGUUUUCGGCGAAGAACGCUGGAAGAGCGGGUGGAGUCUCUGGACGACCUACGUUCAACGCGUCCCUGUACGGCAGCAGUUCCUCGCUGGGCAGCAGCAACAGCAGUUUGUUUGCAAACUCGCCGUUCUACAACGGCAAGACCAUGUACGGGGGAGCUUCCGCCUACAGCGCCCGUCGGGACAUCCGCCAGAAGGCCCUGCGCGUGCCCGUCCAGAUGCGGCCCGCUUCGGCGCUCUCCAACUUUUCCUCUUCCAACAACAGCCUCGCGUCGGACACGUCCGCCCUGUCCAACACCGCCAAGCGCAUUCUCGAAAUCAUGAACCAGUGCUCGGGACCGCUCAGCGAAGCCCGCAAACUGGGCAGCAGCCUCAGCCUCAACAGCACACUGGCGUCCGCCAAAGUUCCCGGCCUAGUGCAAGCCCGCCGGCGGUUCAACGAGGAAGACCUCACCAUCAACCGCAGCAUACGAAUGUCUAGUCCGCGAACGCCGUACAGCCGGCCCCAGAGCGCCUCCGCGUCCAACUCGACAUCCACCAACAAACCCCCCACCAACGAGCUCCAAAUCCCCAGCAUCUCCCAGCUGCUUCAGAUGAAACGCCUCCAAACCAACACCGAAUCGGUGCGUCGACUCGCCACCGAGUCCAACGCCGGCACGAUCCUGAACGAACCGACCGAGUACAAACUGCCCGGCGCGGCCGAGCCGGACGACUCCAACAACAACAACUCCAGCAAGCACACCAACAAGAUUCGCAGCAAGCUGCACCGGGUGCGGGAAGAGUCGGCCGCCGACCGGGACAGCAGCAAUCCCGUGCCGCAGCUGGUGCUUCCGGAGGUGCAGCUGGCGGGCCUCAAAUCGGUGCCCAAGUUCGAUAUUAAGGUGUCGUCGGGAAGCAGCGUGGCGGCCACCAACGGAGCCAACAAAAACGGGGAACCCGCGUGGAAGAAGGCGACGAGCGAAACCCAACCCAAGAUGAGCACCAUCAGCAGCAGCACCACCACCUUCAAAUCCAACAACGCCACCAUCUUGCCAGCUUCGGCCACCGCCGCCAUCUCGAAAGACUCCAACGCAGCAGGAGCGUACAAAUUCUCGUCGCCAGCCAAGCUGAACCUGCCCCAAACCCCGAGCAAACCCGCCACGCUCAACAGCUUCAAGUUUAGCAACCCGGAACCACUCGGAAAGGCAAGCGGACCGGCGAAGCUGACCGGCUUCCAGUUCAACCCGGACACGGCCAAGGUCAAAUCGAGUGUAACACCUGCGGCGGCAAGUGUCAGCCCGGUGAAGGCGCCUCUACCGCUCAAGAGCGGUAGCUGUUUGGACGCGCUCAAAUCCGGUAGCUGUCUAGAGGCACUGGCGCCCAAGCCCGCGGCCCCCGCGGCCGGUUUCGGCAACGCGUUCAAACUGACCGGCUCGAACAAGUGGGAGUGCGACGCGUGCAUGGUCCGGAACGAUCCGGACAAGACCAAGUGCGUGUCGUGCGAAACGCCCAAGCCGGGUGCGAAACCGGCGCCAACGCCGGUUAAACCGUUGACGGCGGCACCGAAGACCACCGACGCCGGCUUCAAGGCGCUCGUGGCCCAGCAAUCCGCCCGGUGGGAGUGCUCCGACUGUAUGACCCGGAACGAAGCGGACAAAACGAGCUGCGCUUGCUGUAGCAGUCCAAAGCCGGGCGCCACUCCGGCAGCUGCCGUUGCUUCCGCCGUCCCGGCGGCCAUCAAGUCGAUGUUUACGAUGCCCGCUGCGCCGACGUCCGACCAGGGCUUCAAGAGUUUGGUUGCGCAGCAAGCCGCCGGCAAGUGGGAGUGCAGUGCCUGCAUGACCCGUAACGAGGCCACCCGCAGCAAGUGCGCCUGCUGCGAGCAGGCCAAACCCGGAUCAACCCCAACGGACGCGCCGUCCUUCUCGUUCGGAAGCAAACCUGCGGCAGCGUCGACAACCGCCAGUUCUGGAUUCAGUUUUGGCGUGCCACCCAAAAACGCCGACAGUAAAGAAUCCCCAAAAUCCGGAUUCUCCUUCGGAGUUCCAGCCUCGAGCGUUGCGCCAACUCCAAGUUCUGGAGGAUUCUCGUUUGGCAGCAAACCUGCCGCAGCCACAACAGCCCCAGCAAGUUCCGACGACAAGCCCAAAUUCUCGUUUGGAAGUAGCAGCAGUACGACUGCUACAACGGCAACCCCCCCUUCCGGAACCGGAUUCAGCUUCGGCGCGAAACCAACCGCCGACACUACUGACAGCAGUAAAGCCAGCGAAAAGAAGGACGAGCCUAAACCGGCGACCUUCGGCUCCGGAGGCUUCUCGUUCGGAGCGAAACCCGCGAGUGAAGCGCCCAAAAAGGACUCCCCCAGCAGCGGUGGCUUCAGCUUUGGAUCACCCAAACCCACCACCACCACCACAACGGCGGAAUCAUCUCCCAUAACCUUCGGCAAACGCGCCGCAUCCCCCUCUCCCUCUAGCACGCCAGCGGAACCGACCAAACCGGCAACGGUCGGGUUCGGAACGCUUGCGUCCGGCAGUCCGUCGUUUAGCUUUGGGGCGAAAGCUGCGGAAAGCAAACCUGCGUCGGCAUCGGCGACUACGACACCUGCAUCCGGAAUGUUUUCGUUUGGAUCGCCGAAACCGGUGGUUGGCGGCGCUGCCACCACAGAAUUGAAGAAUUCGACAACUUCCAGUGCUUCUCCGGCUACGACGGCGGCCGCUCCGGCGUCGUCCGCUGCGACGACAGCGACCAGUGUUCCUAUCUUUGGUGGUGCUCAAAAGCCAACCGGCCCUUCGAUAACCCCGGGCUUCAGCUUCAGCUCAGCAUCAACGCCAGCAUCGGCAUUCGGCCCGACUCCAGCGGCAAACAGCAGCAGCAGUUCCACGACAGCACCCGCCGCCUCCUCAACGGCCACAGUUGCGCCCACUUUCAGCUUUGGCGCCGCCUCGACGAAACCGACGGAACCUCCGAAGGCGGCAACUCCACUCGGAACCGGCGCUUCGAGCUUCGUCUUUGGCCAAAGCAGCAGUCAACCAGCCGCUACGGCCGGCGCCAAGGUGAUUCCCAGCUUCGGGGCAAACGCGGACAAACCCACCACGGCCACGUUCGGUUCGUUUGGAGCGCCCCAGCCGGCUUCGGCAACGAGCGGAAGUACGUCGUCGAUCUUUGGAGCGGCUGCCAGCGGUGGCGCUUCGUCGGCGUUCAGUUUCACCGGAGCUUCGAAACCGGCGGAACAAUCUUCACCUGCAUUUAGCUUUAGUGCGGCAGCACAGCCCGCGCCAACUCCAGCGGCCCAAACCAACAGUGGCCCAGUCUUUGGAUCUCCCGCGGCAUCGGCUGUCGCCGCCAAGCCCAUGUUUGGCAGUCCGGCUACGUCGUCCGGAACGACAACCACGUUCGGUGGCUUUGGAGCUUCCGCAGCGACGGCGGUCGGUAGCAACACCACGCCAACGUUCGGCUCGAGCAGCUUUGGCAGCGGGGCCACCGGAGCUUCGUCCACAGUGGGCGGUCAGUCUGCGGCUACGUCCAUCUUUGGCCAAUCGUCGGCGCCAGCCUUUGGAGCGGCGCCGUCCGGGUUUGGGGGAAUGGCGAGUGGGAGUCCGUUUGGUGGAGCGGCGGCCGUGACGGCGGCUUCGACCGAUGAACCGCAGGCCAAGAAGAUGUUUGAGUUUGGAGGAAGCUCCGCGGUCAACAACAGCCAACCGGCGGCCACGCCCUUCCAGUUCGGCUCCGGCAGCAACAAUAACAACAACAACAACAAUGACGCUAGCGGUGGCCACAAACCGUUCUCUUUUUCGGCGCAAUCGGCGCCCAACUUUAACUUUUCCGCCGGCUCGAACGCGGGACAAACGUCGGCUCCCUUCACCUUCGGAAGUGGUGGCCAACAGCAGCAGCCCGGCACGGCCGGUGGAAUGUUCACCUUUGGAGGUGGCGCCACCACCGUCGGUCUCGGAGGAAUGGGCGAACGCCACAAGUAUGCCUGGCCAAACCCAGCUGCAGCAGCAGCGGCGAAAAAUCAGCGCCCGCCGACGUAUGCCGCCCCGGUAGGAGGAGCAACGUCAUCGCCGCCAAGACGCCGCCGCUACCCUGCACCAGCAACAGCCGGCACUUUCCCCCCGUCGUCGGCACCAACUCCUCGCACCAGCAGCAAACACCCCAAUCUAGUGUGGACAAAAGACAACCGCAACAACAACAACAGCUCACAAGCGAAUCCGACGACGGCGGCGAUUUCGGCGGUUCCUUCCUACGACAAGUCUCGAUUCAAGUACGUCUCGCCGGAGCUAAAGAUGAAGAUGGCCGGAACUGGAAAUGGUCAGCAGGAAGGUGAAAGCGGCGGUCACUGAACGGUGGCAAAUACACUCUUUUGUACAGAGUAGAUUCGAAUGGGGAGAUUCGCAAUGGCCUUUUUUCGCGCUUUCUCAACUUGAAAGGAAAAAAAACGAGAAAUUUAACUUUUUUUUUUGUUCCGGGAGCGAUUGUGGAACGAUGCGCAGUGUAUUUGCCCGGCAUGGUCAGUGGUCAGUGAGUGGGGAAGUUAAAAACAGACAAAACUAUCUAAAUAAUGAUCCUUAUCAAGUUUAGAGUGUAAUAGAGAAGAAGGAGGGGAAGUUAAGAAAAUUCAGGAAUCAAUAAUCGUUUGAUUGGCAGUGCUAGUCGAAGCUCGCUCCCAGCAGCUGUGCAGUGUUUUGAUAUAGAUAAUGAAGAAAGAAAAUUAAAAACGCUGGGAGAGGGCUUCUCGAGCCGAAUUGAACGUCGAGAGGAGAGGUCGAGAAAGUAUCGAAAUCACACUGUAAUUAUCAAGAAAGGAAGAUAAACAAGAAAAAAAAACAAUACUAUUUAAGGUUACACAAAUAGUACGAUUGUAGGAUGCUUUAAUAAUCGGAACUGAUGAUAAACAAGAGGACUCAACCACAAACACAAACCAACUACAAACAAACACUGAGACAAAGACGAGCGCGCGCGAAAGUAUGUGUAUAAAGUUGAAUUAAGAGAAAAAAAAAACCGAGAGAAUUUAAGCAGAUUACUUUCCUCAACACGCCAGAGCGAGAAGCAAGAGUCCCUUCGCGUGGACGAAACAUUGUCCAAAUUGCUAGAAAUAUAUAAUAUAUUUGUUCGUUAAGA